AUGGAGGGAUUACUUACUAAGAACAUAACUCCAAUUGAAGACAGCACCAGCCUUAUUCCAUUCCCCAUCAUGAAGUUCAAUUUUGAAAAUUUGAUUAGGGAUAAUAUUAGGAAUGUGGUGUGUAUUGCAAGCCUAAAUAUCAAAGAACUUUUCUUCUCUGUUCUCUCUGCCUUCUUCUCUCUUCUUACUACCAUCUUCCUCCUGAAUUUAUCACUACCUCAAGUCCUGAAUGCCAAAAGCCAAGAUUGUCUUAAGGGUGAACUUGAAUUGUUAUGUACAGGAGAAUUUUUUCACGUGAGGUGUUGUGCACAUAUCAUGAACUUAGUAGUUCAAGAUGGAUUGAAAGAAGUUGAUGAUGCUGUGAUUAAGGUGAGAGAAAGUUUGAAAUAUUGUAAGGGAUCACAAGCUAGAAAGCAACGUUUCUUAAGUUGUAUUAAGCAUGUAGGUCUUCAAAGCUCUAAAGGUUUAAAACAAGAUGUCAUAACACGAUGGAAUUUUACAUAUUUAAUGCUUGAAAGUGCAUUGUAUUACAAGAAAACUUUAAUUCAUUUUCAGAAAGUUGAUGCUAACUAUAUUCAUUGUCCUACUGCGGAAAAAUGGGCUAAAAUUGAAAAAAUUUUCAAGUUUUUAAAAGUUUUUUAUGAAGCUACUCUUGCUUUUUCUGGGACUAAAUAUCCUAUUGCUAACUUAUACUUUCCUAAUGUGUUGAGGGUAAGAUUGCUUUUAAAAAGUGAGAUGGAGAGUACAGAUGGUUUUAUGAAGAAAAUAGCUUGUAAGAUGUAUGGAAAAUUUGGGAAAUAUUGGAGUGAUUUUAGCAUUAUUAUGGCAGUUGCUGUUGUGUUAGAUCUUAGGUUUAAGCUUCAAUUUGUUCAAUGGAGCUUCAAAAACGUUUAUGGGGAUGGUGUUGAAUAUGAGGAAGAAGUGGCUAAGGUAAGGGAGAAAACACAAGAAAAAAUUAUAAAAUCUAUGCUUUUAAACUAUCUGCAACUUCUCCAAGAAAAAAAUUUGGAAGUUUACAUGAUAGAAAUGUUGAAGAUGCUACCGAUGAACUUUGAUAGUUUCUCUAAUGAGCAUAGUAUUGUGAGUAUGAAAUCUGAUUUGGAGAUGUAUUUUGAGGAGCAACUAGUGCCUCGUUCAUGUCUUGAAGCCAAAUAUUGUCCAUUCUAUUGUUUGUCUAAGGAUUGGACAUUUAAAGGAGUAAAAAUGGAAUCACAAUUGGAUGAGCUUUGUAGGAUGGUAAUGAAGAUUAAAGUUGAAGAAAAAGAAGACAUAUCUUGCCCUAAUCCAAGUCCAAGUUUCGAUCAAUAUGAAUUCAACUCAAAAGCAUCUUCCUCAGCCACCAUAAUUUAG
Messenger RNA from Amaranthus tricolor (Joseph's coat), 1350 nucleotides. Its product is annotated as zinc finger BED domain-containing protein RICESLEEPER 2-like. The coding region runs from base 1 to 1350 and encodes 449 amino acids. The record is from RefSeq and is a predicted model, not a curated record. Lineage: Eukaryota; Viridiplantae; Streptophyta; Magnoliopsida; Caryophyllales; Amaranthaceae. The transcript has 6 exons. Gene Ontology annotation, molecular function: DNA binding.